This is a messenger RNA of Ipomoea nil (Japanese morning glory), 1512 nucleotides long. RefSeq names its product heptahelical transmembrane protein 2. Lineage: Eukaryota; Viridiplantae; Streptophyta; Magnoliopsida; Solanales; Convolvulaceae. Gene Ontology annotation, cellular component: membrane. The transcript is spliced from 4 exons. The record is from RefSeq and is a predicted model, not a curated record. Gene Ontology annotation, molecular function: signaling receptor activity. The coding region runs from base 220 to 1302 and encodes 360 amino acids. Gene Ontology annotation, biological process: response to hormone.
UCAGCUUCUGCCAACCUUCAAAUCACCAAUCUGGAUUGAAACUCGGAUUCGCUCAAAAUUACAACGGAGAUAAGCAAUAUACUCGGAUUCUCUCUAUCUUUCUCUCUAUAUAUAUAUGUACACAGUUCGGUGUUAAGGAAGGAAUUGUUGAUCUCCGGCGAGUGUCGCCGGGAACUGAUAGGUAAGCGAGCAACGGCGGUAUUUCCGGCGAGGAAUUUGAUGAGUCGUAGAGGAAAGGGAGGAGCGAAGGAGAGCAGGGGACUUGGGAACGGAGACGUCGACCACCGAGUUGACUCAGUGAAAGAGAGGAAAAUGAAGAAUCAGGCGAAAUUCGAGAGGAAAUUGGUGAAAUACGAGGCGUUGCCGGAGUAUUUGCAGGACAAUGAAUUUAUCCGAGACUAUUACCGCUGCGAGUGGCCUCUCAAGCAUAUUGUUCUCAGCGUUUUCUCCCUGCACAAUGAGACUGUCAAUAUAUGGACUCAUUUGCUAGGAGCGUUGAUAUUUGUGGCGUUGACGGUAAUGACCUUGACGGAGAAAGCGUCGUUGGAGAAUUUGACCGGCGUCGUCAGACCUGCGGCGACGAUGAUAGGUAAUUAUUCGCCGGCAGUUUUUCCGGAAUCUUUUCCAAGAAAAUUUUCCAAGGCACCAAUAAUCCUAGACGUGAAUAGAGUUGAAGAUGUGAUUCCUAUGUGGCCUUGGCUUGUGUUCCUAGUAGGGGCAAUAGGGUGUCUGGUUUUCAGUUCUGUAUCCCACCUCUUUGCUUGCCAUUCCCAGCGAUGCACCCUCUUCUUCUGGCGCCUUGAUUACUCAGGCAUUUCACUCAUGAUAGUCACCUCCUUCUUCGCCCCCUUAUACUACAUCUUCUCCUGCCUGCCCCACUGGCGCAUGUUCUACCUCACCUCCAUCACCAUAGUCGGCAUCCUCGCCAUCAUCACCCUCCUCUCCCCGGCCCUCUCCUCGGGCCGGUUCAGAACCUUCAGAGCCACCCUUUUCCUAGCCAUGGGGUUCUCCGGUGUCAUCCCGGCCACCCACGCCACCUUCCUCUACCGCGACCACCCUGAGGUUCUUGUCGCUCUUGCCUACGAAAUAGCCAUGGGGUUUCUGUAUGCCACGGGAACAGCUCUCUACGUUUCCAGGGUCCCGGAGAGGCUGAAGCCCGGCGCGUUUGAUAUCGUUGGGAGCAGCCACCAGAUCUUCCAUGUUUUUGUUGUUGCGGCGGCGCUGGCGCACAGCGCCGCCACGCUCGUCAUCAUGGACUGGCGCCGAGGGUUGCCUGCCUGCGAUGCUACCUUGCUGGGAUAGAUAUAUAUAUAUACCUAACAUCUCCAUGCAAGCAAGCAAAGCGACAACCUAUGCUGGUUUACUUUAUUAUAGCGGGGUGAUCCUUUGUCGACUCUUGUGGUUACGAAUUUUUAUCUUCAGCCCAAUCAAAGGCCAUUUUUGAAAAGCUUUGGAAAGCUCGGUUGCAAACCACACUAAUAUUGUUAGGUAUGCCAUUAUACUAAUUUAUUU